Molecule: messenger RNA, 1511 nt
Organism: Verruconis gallopava
Lineage: Eukaryota; Fungi; Ascomycota; Dothideomycetes; Venturiales; Sympoventuriaceae
Product: pre-mRNA-splicing factor cwc15
Exons: 3
Coding region: 155-868 (237 amino acids)
Biological process (GO): mRNA cis splicing, via spliceosome
Cellular component (GO): catalytic step 2 spliceosome
Molecular function (GO): RNA binding
Source: RefSeq, a predicted model, not a curated record
CUCAACUCGACGCUGCGAAGACGACUUAUGCGUCCCUUGUCUGACGUGGAAUAUAGUCUUCGUGAAGCACGUUCGCGGUAACGAUUCCAUCGCGAAAUACUAUACAUUAUACCUAGGUCACCACGCUUGUGCUUUCCGUUGCAUAUUGGGCAAAAUGACCACUGCUCACAGGCCCACGUUCAACCCGGCACAAGGAAAGGAAGCUCAACGAGGCCCUGCAUUCCACACGCGACUGCUCCCUGCCCAUACAACUCUCAAGUUCAGGCAAGCUGGUCAGGGCGGAACUGCUGACGAGGGAGCUCGCGACCUUCGUGCCGAACUCCUCAAGGCGGAGGCGGCUGCGAAGGCCAAGAAGCUUGGGAAGACAAUUGACGAACAUGAAGAGGAGCAGUCUCGAUCCACGCCAAAGCGAGCACUCGAGGCAGCUGAAGACGAGGCAGAUGAUGAGGAGGACCCUGAGGCCAAACGGCGAAGGCUGAUAUUGGAACAAGCCGCAGAGGAAGACGCAGAUUCGGCUGGUUCAAGCGAAGACGAGUCAAGUGACGAUGAUGACGACGACGACGACGAGGAAGACGAAGAGGCAGAGCUGAUGCGGGAACUUGAGAAGAUCAAACGGGAGCGAGCAGAACAGCGAGCCCGAGAAGAGGCUGAAAGGCUUGCCAAAGAACAAGAACAACGCGAAUAUGACAUUGCCAGAGGCAAUCCAUUGCUAAACCCGACUGACUUCAACGUCAAACGGCGCUGGGACGAUGAUGUAGUCUUCAAGAAUCAAGCGAGAGGCACAGAGGAUAAGAAGCCGAAAGAGUUUGUCAACGAUUUACUGCGAUCGGACUUCCAUAAGCGAUUCAUGAAUCGUUAUGUGCGAUGAGUGACGCGGUUGCGAACGCAUCAAGUCACAGCACUCCCCCGGCAGAUUUUUACGUGUACGUCCGUGCAGAAACUCAGCGCAAGCGAAAAUCGUCGCUGUACUGAAAUGAUAAUCACACGUCGGGCUUGGCGGCGUGACAUCAUUACGCUUUAUCUAUGCCCCAGCCGAUCAGCAAGUUCUAGCCGUUCAGAGAAGCAUAUAUAACAGAGAUGUACUCUGAUUGGAUUGGAUCAAUGAAUGAAUCCAGUUAUUCUUGCACCAGGCUCGGAUAGCAAGCGAGAUGUACGAUCAAGGCUCUUGGCGUGGGCGCCAAUGUUCGGGUUCGCCCAUCGUUAUAGGCUUGACAACAAUUGCUUGUGGGAUAGAUUUACAAUUGAUUGGAUGCCAUAAUGAAACCUAGGAUGUCGUGAAAAAGAAGCAUCUUCAUAUCAUCUUUUGGUCGAGAUUGUGUGACGAACAUGGCUUUCUCAGUUACAUGAUCUGUGGCCUUGUUAACCUUGCGUGCAUUUUUAUCUAUGUAUUGAGUCUCGCCUUGAUCCCAUUAAUUUUACGCUAAACCAUCUGCCAAGGCUGUCACUGUAUCUCUCUCACCUUGCGAAAAAGUAAACAAAUUAUGGCAGGCUACGGCAACAAGACUUCCGGG